Messenger RNA from Nymphaea colorata (pocket water lily), 1104 nucleotides. Its product is annotated as DNA replication licensing factor mcm7-like. Lineage: Eukaryota; Viridiplantae; Streptophyta; Magnoliopsida; Nymphaeales; Nymphaeaceae. Gene Ontology annotation, cellular component: nucleus; MCM complex. The record is from RefSeq and is a predicted model, not a curated record. Gene Ontology annotation, molecular function: single-stranded DNA helicase activity; single-stranded DNA binding; ATP binding. Gene Ontology annotation, biological process: DNA strand elongation involved in DNA replication; DNA replication initiation; double-strand break repair via break-induced replication.
AUGAGCAUCACCGAGAGCCAGCUGAACGAGGUGCGGGGCAUCCGCGCCAGUCUCGACGAGGACACGCUCUUCACGCGCAUGGCCAGCUCGAUCGCCCCCGAGAUCUUCGGCAUGGAGCUGGUCAAGAAGGCGCUCCUGCUGCUGAUGGCCGGCGGAGUCACCAAGGAGACCCACGACAACCUCAAGAUCAGGGGCGAAAUCAACAUCGCCCUCAUCGGCGACCCCGGAAUCGCCAAGUCGCAGCUCCUCAAGCACAUCUCCUUCCUCGCUCCAAGGGCAGUUUACACCACUGGAAAGGGAAGCUCAGGAGUGGGCCUGACUGCAGCGAUAGUGAGCGACCCUUACACGAAGGAGCUUUCGCUGGAGGCGGGCGCCUUGGUGCUUGCGGACAUGGGGAUCUGCUGCAUCGACGAGUUCGACAAGAUGGAGGAGUACGACCGGACGGCCAUCCACGAGGUGAUGGAGCAGCAGACGGUCUCCAGCAAGGCCGGCAUCACCACCACCCUCAACGCCCGCACCUCCAUCCUCGCCGCCGCCAACCCGCUCUACGGCCGCUACAACAGGCACGAGACAGUCCACAAGAACAUCAACCUGCCCGCCGCCCUGCUCUCCCGCUUCGACCUCAUCUUCAUCCUGCUCGACGAGUCCAAGCAGGACAGGGACCUGGCGAUGGCGAGGCACAUCGGCAUGGUCCACAAGCUGAGGAAGUCGACCGACGAUUCCUAGAACCUGUUCCGUCCUGAGUUCCUGAGGACCUACAUCGCCCUCUCGAAGAGCUACAACCCCACCAUUUCCCCCGAGCUGCACCAGCUGCUGAUCAACAAGUACAUCGAGAUGCGGAAGGACCAGCAGUCCAUCAAGCACAAGGGGGACAAGUACACCACCACCAGGAGCCUGCUCGCCCUCAUACGGCUUUGCCAGGCAAGAAUGAUCCGGGACCUGUGCAAGUACGCUUCGGAGCUGAGCAUCGACAUGGACGCCCUGAAGAAGCGGGUGCUGAGCAGGGGCUACUCCGAGGAGCAGCUGAACGAGACCAUCGACAACUACCUCAAGCUCAACCUGCUGAUGUGCGAAAACCACGUCAUCACCCUCAUCGACGGCUGA